UCUGCUUCAGCUUGUUUCCUGCAGAUUUUCCUCUUGUAUUCAUAUGGAAAUAUAGAGCUCUGUAACUUGGCCGUCAUGUCUUAUGACAGAUAUCUUGCUAUCUGUUAUCCUCUGCAGUAUAACACACGUAUGACAUUGAAAAAGUUCGCAGUACUGAUUGCUGUAGUGUGGUUAUUUCCAGUUAGUAAAGUUGCGUCCAUGAUAUGUCAGACUGCUAUGUUACAGGUGUGUGUGAACAUUAUUCCCAAAGUGUACUGUGACAAUUACUCCAUUGUCAAACAGGCAUGUUCUGACACAACAGUGGACAACAUCUCUGGCAUUAUUUACACGAGCCAUAGUACUGUAGGUGUAAUCUGUUAUACGUAUGUGAAGAUCCUUAAAGUCUGUUUCUCUGGCUGUAAACAGACGAGACAGAAAGCUCUCAGCACCUGCACACCUCACCUCGCCUCUCUGCUCAACUUCUCCUUCGGCUGCUUCUUUGAAAUAAUGCAGGGUAGGUUUAAUAUGCGCAGUGUGCCCAACAUAGUACGAAUAUUUUUAUGCUUAUAUUUUCUGACAUCCCAGCCGCUCUUUAACCCUGUAAUAUACGGACUGAAACUGUCUAAAGUUUAUACCUUAUGUAAACAUCUUGUCUUGG
Molecule: messenger RNA, 637 nt
Organism: Epinephelus moara (kelp grouper)
Lineage: Eukaryota; Metazoa; Chordata; Actinopteri; Perciformes; Serranidae
Product: olfactory receptor 140-like
Biological process (GO): G protein-coupled receptor signaling pathway
Cellular component (GO): membrane
Molecular function (GO): olfactory receptor activity; G protein-coupled receptor activity
Source: RefSeq, a predicted model, not a curated record